Molecule: messenger RNA, 1460 nt
Organism: Archocentrus centrarchus (flier cichlid)
Lineage: Eukaryota; Metazoa; Chordata; Actinopteri; Cichliformes; Cichlidae
Gene: kxd1
Product: KxDL motif containing 1
Exons: 5
Coding region: 146-700 (184 amino acids)
Biological process (GO): lysosome localization
Cellular component (GO): BORC complex
Source: RefSeq, a predicted model, not a curated record
GGUCUCGUGACAGGAACUACAAAAACAAGUGGUUUAUUUUUCUGUGACAGCCAGCUGUCAAAUGUAGUCUUAACCUGCUGUUUACGCGACCAAACACGGCAGAAAACCACCGUGCAACUCGAGCUUUUUCGGUUUGCUCGUCAUCAUGGUGGAGCACACGGCAUCCGGCGUGUUCUGCAAUCGGAUGCUAAGCAUGGUCAACUCUGAAGAUGUUAACGCCAUCAUCCAGGCUCAGAGACACAUGCUCGACCGCUUUGAGAAAACCAAUGAAAUGCUGAUCAACUUUAAUGGGCUGUCUAAUGUGCGCCUGCAGCAGAUGAACGAGCGUUUCCUGCUCCACACUCGCACCCUCGUGGAGAUGAAGAAAGAUCUGGACAGCAUCUUUAGAAGGAUCAGGACACUGAAAGGAAAGAUUGCUAAGCAGUAUCCAGAAGCUUUCAGCAACAUCCAUGAGUCACCAAUCUUGGAGGAUGAGGAUGACGAGUUUGACCCUGUUCCCCCAAGCAUCGCCACAACUAAUACAACAGCCACCUCAGAGCAGAGCACAGAGUCAUGUGACACUAGUCCAGAUGUGAUCUCACCCACUGUGAGCAGAUGUUCUGAAGAUCUCUCUCAGGAGCCACCUGACACGCCCACCUCUGAUGUUCUAGAGACAGCAGUUCUACGGGACGAAGGACCUGACUCUGUCCCUGCAGAAUAGGGUGGACUGUUAAUGAAUGGCUUUGUUUUACUUGAAACUUUUAGGAGGUCUUGUUGUAUAUUUGCAUGUGUACUGGCCACUGUAAUGUUUGCAGUCAUUUAUUUGUUUUAUGUUUGUGGUGGCUCUGCACUGUCUAUGAGAACUGCAUUUUUUUUGCCAUGAUUACUUGUGUUGUGCCUGCAUAGCACCACAAUAAUGCAGAAAAUACUUGAACUUGUAUAAUAUGCCAGUGUAUAUGUAUAUGUAUAAAUCACUAAUGCACAUCUGUCUAAGCAAAGAAGUUCUCAUAAUGGCUUUAUAAAUAAAAAAAAACUGAAUAUUGGUAGUUAAUUUUCUGCCAGUGGUUAUUAAACUUGUUGCAGCAUUGUUGUUCUACAGGCUCCUGUUAACCCUAUACAAUAUGUUUCCUAUAAAACCAGGAAAUAUGUUUAUCAAUACCUUCACACUGCUAGUUACAGAAACCAUUUGGUUUAAAAGCAUAUAUUUUUAUAUUGUUUUAUAUUAUUACUAUUACUAUUAUUACUAUUUGAAAAGCAAGAUGCUGAAGCUAAAAAGAAGUAAUGCUACAGAGUUAUGGAUGCAUUUAAGAGUUGCAGUUGUUGUAGUCUUACACUUGAAUAAAACUGCAUUUUUAGGCUGAACAGUGUACAAGCCCUCAUUAACAGACAAUCAGGAUGUAUACUAAAAGUGUCACAUGGUAAUAAUAACAGCCGAUAUCUUGAUGCUAAUUUUAAAUAAAGGGGAUGUAUGUUUGCAUGUU